UCAUGCAUUUCUUCUCUGGUAAACCCUCUGGAUUGUUAAAUCAUGCAUUUCUUCUCUGGUAAACCCUCUGGAUUGGUUAAUCAUGCAUUUCUUCUCUGGUAAACCCUCUGGUUUGUUAAAUCUCAUCCUUUUCACAUUAUAUGGCUGUGACCUUAACUGUCCCUGGUUGGGUGCAGAAGACCUCCCUUCACUGAGUCAGUGUCCAGGCAGGUUGCCAACGAGAGCCAGUGUCUAUUACUGGGAGUCACCAGUAGUAGACACAAGACUUCCAUAUGACAGGACACUGUUAUUGAACAUGUUGUUAUAGUAUUUUGUGUCUUGGCUGUGAUCUAGCUAUCAUGGAUACAUUUUUAUUUUCCUGACCUUAUCCCAAAAUGCUGUUGUAACAUUAUCCUGUGUCCCUGUUCAGAGUGCUGUUCUAACAUUAUGCCGUGUCCCUGUUCAGAGUGCUGUUCUAACAUUAUCCUGUGUCCCUGUUCAGAGUGCUGUUCUAACAUUAUCCCGUGUCCCUGUUCAGAGUGCUGUUCUAACAUUAUCCUGUGUCCCUGUUCAGAGUGCUGUUCUAACAUUAUCCCGUGUCCCUGUUCAGAGUGCUGUUCUAACAUUAUCCCGUGUCCCUGUUCAGAGUGCUGUUCUAACAUUAUCCCGUGUCCCUGUUCAGAGUGCUGUUCUAACAUUAUCCCGUGUCCCUGUUCAGAGUGCUGUUCUAACAUUAUGCCGUGUCCCUGUUCAGAGUGCUGUUCUAACAUUAUGCCGUGUCCCUGUUCAGAGUGCUGUUCUAACAUUAUCCCGUGUCCCUGUUCAGAGUGCUGUUCUAACAUUAUCCUGUGUCCCUGUUCAGAGUGCUGUUCUAACAUUAUCCCGUGUCCCUGUUCAGAGUGCUGUUCUAACAUUAUCCCGUGUCCCUGUUCAGAGUGCUGUUCUAACAUUAUCCCGUGUCCCUGUUCAGAGUGCUGUUCUAACAUUAUCCCUUGUCCCUGUUCAGAGUGCCGUGUGCGUGACGGAGUGAAGGGAAUUCAUUUGACUGUGAACCGGGAUGGGAAGCCCAACGGCCAGGCCUUCAUCGAGCUGGAGAAUGAAGAGGACGUCAGCAAAGCCCUUGAAAAACACAGACAGUAUCUGGGACGGCGCUACAUUGAAGUGAGUGAGGUGACCAACAGUGAUGCGGAGGCCAUCCUGAAGAAGACCAUUCAGCUGCCCGCCAAGGAUGGAGUGGUGCGACUCCGAGGUCUACCCUACAGUUGCACAGAGACAGACAUCCUGCUGUUCUUCGCAGGCCUGGAUGUGGCGGAGGAUGGGGUGACCCUGACGACAGACUACAGAGGAAGGAAAACAGGGGAGGCUUAUGUCCAGUUUCUGACCCAGGAGCAGGCAGACCAGGCCCUGACCAAAGACAGGGAGCUCAUAGGAAACAGGUACAUCGAGGUGUUCCCCAGUAACAGGAAUGAGAUCGGAGGUCGGAGGAAAGCUGAGGCUGUUGAGGAUGGCAGAGUCUCCCGACCAAGUCAACCUGACAGAGCUGUAGUACAACCCAGAGAGCCCAGACAGACAGACAGACAUGAAGCCAGUCCAAUGUCUUCUCAUCACUUUGUCCACAUGAGGGGUCUGCCGUACUCAGCCACAGGACAGGACAUCGCUCAGUUCUUCUAUCCCUUAGCACUGUCUAAAAUCCUAUUAGAGUUUGGUCCUGACGGUAAAGCCACUGGAGAGGGAGAAGUUUAUUUCACCUCUCACGAAGACGCCAUCGCAGCAAUGACCCGGGACAAGGCACACAUGCAAGAACGUUACAUCGAGUUGUUCCUAAACUCAGCAGGUCCGACUGAGGGAGAAUGAAUGUUACCAGGUGAAUGUGGUCCGGAUGGCUGUUCUCUUCAACGCUGUACAAAAACUCAUCUGCAUCAGUGUAACUGUUGAUAAUCUCUGCUUCAGCCGCAAGGAUGGAAGCAAGUCCCAAAAUAAAGACAUUCCUGCCCAAGUGAAAAA
Messenger RNA from Esox lucius (northern pike), 1983 nucleotides. RefSeq names its product G-rich RNA sequence binding factor 1 (gene grsf1). Gene Ontology annotation, biological process: regulation of RNA splicing. Lineage: Eukaryota; Metazoa; Chordata; Actinopteri; Esociformes; Esocidae. Gene Ontology annotation, molecular function: RNA binding. Gene Ontology annotation, cellular component: nucleoplasm; ribonucleoprotein complex. The transcript is spliced from 9 exons. The coding region runs from base 427 to 1833 and encodes 468 amino acids. The record is from RefSeq and is a predicted model, not a curated record.